AUGCCAUCAUUCAAGAGCGAUUUUUUUUUGUCGUUUUUGCCUCAACAUCUGGCUUUGUUCGCAGAAUACUUCACGCCGCCCGAGUUCUUCUACCACCAUCCGAUCAACAAUCGAUCGACGAGCUACGAGGAAAGCGGCCGCUUUUUGCAGAGUCGCCCCUUAUGCGCGGCGGAGAGGCUGCAUCUGGCGGUGGAGCCGAUGAAUCUGCCGUUCAUGCACGGUCUACGGCCCAAAGAGCUGAUGAUGGCCAUCAAGGGGAACGAGGGCAAUCCCGCACACUUGGUGCAUCUCGAAAUUUUUGUGAAUGCCCUCAUCCAGCGUUGGUUGCGCGGAACGGACGAAUACGGGAAAAUCCAGAUCGAGCCCGGCUUUUACCGACAGAUUGGCGCUCGUCUUUUGACACUGAUCGACAAGAUGGGCGGGAUGAUGCGCCCUGAAUUGGGAUGGAUCGAUCGGACAUACGAGGGAUUGAAUCUCAUCCUCAGGGCUAGCGAUGGACAAGCGCUGCUAGUGUAUUGGGAUGAUGAGAAUGGCUGUUUCUAUCUGAUUCCCUGCAAUUAUAACUUCCGCCGGGGUCGCUGCCUCGGAAGUUACGAACGAAACGAGAAGGCCCUCGAGAGGAUCCAGGAAUUGAUUGUCCUGGGAAUGCUCCAGAUUUGGCCAAGACCGGAAGUGGAAGCGGAGAGGAUCAAAAACCUUAAAUUGGAAUGCUCGCAGUUCAACGCGUACAACAAGGGCGCCACGCAAAUGGAUCUGUUGACUGAUGCGAUCUGGCGGCCGAAAGGCGAGAGGCAUUCGCCGUGGAUAACCAUCGGCAAUAUGAUCGCCCCGGAAACGACCUAUCCGUUGGACGCCUCGAUGCGGUACGCCUACAAAUACACGAAAAGCUUUGAGAAGACCGGUGAACUGCCACCAAUCACCGGAUGCGGGCCCUUCUCCGGAUUG
Mesorhabditis spiculigera is the source of this 945-nucleotide messenger RNA. Lineage: Eukaryota; Metazoa; Nematoda; Chromadorea; Rhabditida; Rhabditidae. The record is from the annotation of a GenBank genome assembly.